Messenger RNA from Antrostomus carolinensis (chuck-will's-widow), 1404 nucleotides. RefSeq lists its product as uncharacterized. Lineage: Eukaryota; Metazoa; Chordata; Aves; Caprimulgiformes; Caprimulgidae. The record is from RefSeq and is a predicted model, not a curated record.
AUGUACAGGCAAUGGAAGCAGGGAUGUGUAGCCUGGGAAGCGUACAGGGAUGCUGUCUGGGCAGGUAGAGGUGGGAUUAGGAAAAUCAAGGCACAGAUGGAAAUGAACUUGACAAGGGAUGUGAAAAAUAACAAGGGGUUCUUCAGGUACACUGGGCAGAAAACACAGACCAAAGAGAGUGUAACCCCUCUGAUAAAUGAAAAGGGAGAACUGGCUUCAACAGACCUGGAGAAAGCUGAGGUACCCAACAAGUUCUUUGCUGCAGUCUUCACUGACAGUCAGGCUUCCCAUGUUUCUCAAGUCCCUGAACCUCUAGGCAGGAGUCAGGAGAGCAGAGUCCCUCCAACUGUAAGAACAGAGCAAGUCAGAGGCAGCCUCAUGGGACUGAAUGUGUACAAGCCUAUGGGACUGGAUGACAUGCAUCCCAGGGUCCUGAAGGAACUGGCUGAUGUGGUUGCCAAGCCACUCUCCAUCAUAUUUGAGUCAAGGUUGUCAGAGGAAGUCCCUGGUGACUGGAAAAAGGGAAGCAUCACUCCUGAUUUCCAGAAAGGGAGAAAGGAAGACCUGGGGAACUACAGGUUGGGGAACCUUACCUCUGUGCCUGGGAUGAUCAUGGAGCAGAUCCUCCUGGAAACUAUGGCAAGGCACAUGCAAAACGAGGUGACCUGAGACAGCCAACAUGGCUUCAGCAGGGGUAGAUCAAACCUGACCAAUCUGGUGGCAUUCGGUGAUGGAGAGAUGGCAUCAGUGGACAAAGGAAGGGCAACUGAUGUAAUCUACCUGGAUUUCUGCAUGGUCUUUGACAUGGUCCCACAGCACAUCCUUAUUUUUAAAUUGGAGAGAUAUGUAUUUGAAGGCUGGACUAUUUGGUGGAUAAAGAAUUGGUUGGAUGGUCACAGCCAGAGGGUUGUGGUGAAUGACUCUAUGUCCAAGUGGAGGUCAGUGACAAGUAGUGUACCCCAGGGCUCAGCCUUGGGACAAGUGCUCUUCAACAUCUUUAUCAAUGAUCUGGAUAGUGGGAUUGAGUACACCCUCAGCAAGUUUGCUGAUGAUACUAAACUGAGUGUUGCAGUUGGUACAACAGAUGGAAGGAAUGUCAUCCAGAGGGACGUGGACAGGCUUGAAAAGUGGGCUAAUGAGAACUUAAUGAAGUUCAACAAAACCAAGUGCAAAGUUAUGCGCCUGGGUUGGGGCAGUCUCAGGCAUGUGAAUACACUGGGAAAAGAACUCAUUGACAGCAGCCCUGCUGAGAAAGAUUUGGGAGUCCUGGUGGACAAGAAGCUUGACAUGAACCAGCAGUGUGUGAUUGCAGCCCAGAAAACCAACUGUAUCCUGGGCUGCAUCAAAAGAGAGGUGGCCUGCAGGGCAAGGGAAGUAAUUGUCCCGCUUUACUCUGUCCUUUAA